Molecule: messenger RNA, 1672 nt
Organism: Mizuhopecten yessoensis (Yesso scallop)
Lineage: Eukaryota; Metazoa; Mollusca; Bivalvia; Pectinida; Pectinidae
Exons: 3
Coding region: 150-812 (220 amino acids)
Source: RefSeq, a predicted model, not a curated record
GUUACCGAAAGGAAUUCGAAGUAAACAUUGGGCAAUAUUAUAUCCUUCUUUGUCAAUCUACAACACUUAUAAUUAUUGAAAUCACUGACUGCCACUAACCCAUCUUUUAGACGUUUUUAAAAGUUAUGGAUUCUUAGAGAACAGAUUUAAUGAUAUCAUUGGACCUAACCUACACCACAAUGACGGAAAAGGGAGAGAUGCUGAGGAAACAUUGUCUCUGUUUUAUUGCUACCACCCUAGCAUGUAUUCCAUUGACAGGUGGAGCUCCUGUGAGCGACUCCACCAACCUGCGUGAGAGUUGGUUCCUGACACACCCCAUUGCUGUAUGUGGCCUAUCUGUAUGUGCCCUUGUCCUCACUGCCAUACUUUUCCUCGUCCAGUGUGGAGGGUGCACAGACAUGGAAGUAGGGACUGACAGUCAUCCGGCUUCAGGAGGAGGGGGUAAAUCAGCUACUUCUGCUGUGACAUACUCCUCCCCGAUGGAAACAGACUAUGAUUCUCAUGCUGGAGGCGCUGGUUUACCAUACUCUCUCAACCCAAACAUAAAUACUACCCAAGGCUUCGCUGGCUAUCAAUCUGUAGGAAGUAGCAAUAUAGCAGGUUAUGGACAAGGAAAUGUGCAAACAGCGGGUGGCUAUCAAGCUCCGAUGGCACCUAGUGCACCCUCUAUUCAGACUCAAGGAUACCAAGUACAGAAUCCGCCAAAUGCUCCCACAUUAGGUCCAAAUGCUCACAGACCCGCUGUGGAGCCGCCACCACCAUCUUACAAUGAGAGUGUCGCAUCAGGAUGGGUCACCCGGCCUCAUCAGUGAUCAAGGAAUGGUAUAACGGUGAUAGUUGGUGUAAAAUGUGCUGCUGUACUUACCUCUGAGGGAACUUUCUAGUAACAAUCAAUGUCACAUCAACCUAAAAAUUAUGCAGGAAUGUGUUGAAUAAGAACAAAAUCUUCUUCAGUGAUAUGUUUAAUGAGAUUUUUUAACCAGAAACCUGUUUUGUGAUUUUAUCUUUGGAUCAGUAUAGUGCUAGAACAUGAAGUCAUGGAUAUAUUUACACUGUGUUUGUGAAAUCUGCUUGUGUGAACUCAUGGAUGCCUUGCCAAAAAAUAAACUUCCGUAAACAUUGCGGAUCACCCGUGCUUAAUCAUACACAAUUUGUUCAUCCAUCAAAUCAGUGUUUUAAAUAUUUCCCCACAUUGUUAAUGGCACCUUAUUAAUUCUCAGGCAGCCUUCCUUUGUUUGAGCUCACCCAGCCUAAAGGACUUGUGUGGGAUAUUUUCUCAGCUCAACUGAACCUAAUGUGAGCUCAGGUAUUGAUGUGUUAUCCAUUGUCCUCUGUUUGUAACCUCAUUUUCAUAUGGGUUUCUUCUCAAGAACAGCUACUCAAAUAAUAGGUAAAAGCUCUACUUCAGCCUUAAUAAAUACAGCAGACAAAAUUUAGCUCAGGAACUAUGACCUUCAAAGUAUUGAUACUCCAUUAUAGCACAUACAUGUACUUGGGUCGCAGCAUUGAACUGAGAUCUUGAAGCAAUUGAAUGUGUCUUUAUUUUCAUAAAGAUGGAAAUUAAAUCUAUAAAUUAAGGUUACAUGAUAUUAGACAACAGGUGUGAAAAGAACAAAAUAAAUAAUAAAAUAAAUAAAUAUACAACAUUUGAUAUAGCGCCCUAAAUAGCUAA